Messenger RNA from Solanum stenotomum, 975 nucleotides. RefSeq lists its product as uncharacterized. Gene Ontology annotation, molecular function: nucleic acid binding. Gene Ontology annotation, biological process: DNA integration. The record is from RefSeq and is a predicted model, not a curated record. The transcript has 4 exons. NCBI's taxonomy places the organism in Eukaryota, Viridiplantae, Streptophyta, Magnoliopsida, Solanales, Solanaceae. Bases 1 to 975 code for a protein of 324 amino acids.
AUGGUGGAGGACACUUUGAAGGUUUUCAUGGAUGCUUUUUCGGUGGCAGGUGAUACUUUUGAUGACUGUAUUCUAAAUUUUAGCAGGGCCCUACACAAAUGCGAGGAGGCCAACCUAGUUCUAAACUGGGAGAAGUGUCAUUUCAUGGUCAAGGAAGGCAUAGUCCUUGGGCACAAGGUCUCACAAAAAGGCAUAGAGGUUGACAAGACCAAAAUUGAGGUGAUUGAAAAGUUGCCUCUACCUAUUUGUGUGAAGGGUGUUCAGAGUUUCUUAGGACAUGCCGAAUUUUAUAGGCGUUUCAUCAAGGACUUCUCCAAAAUUGCACACACCAUGUAUUGGGCUGAGCCAUUAGAGGUAAUGUGUGAUGCAAGUGGUACUACUUUAAGAGUAGUGUUGGGGAAAAAGUGCAACAAGAUGUUCCCUCCAAAUUACUAUUCUACUUUGAGGUACCUGAUGGCAGAGAAAGAUGCCAAGCCAAGGUUAAUCAGAUUGGCAUUACUUCUUCAGGAGUUUGAUUUUGAAGUUAAGGAUAUGAGAGGUUGUGAGAAUCAGGUAGCUGAUCACCAGUCUAGGUUGGAGGCUGAAAGGAAAGAAGAAUGUGAACUAGAAAUCAAUAAUGCAUUCCCAAAUGAGCAGGUAUUGGCUGCAACUCUUGAUCUUAUUCCUUGGUUUGUUGAUUUUGCGAACUUUCUUGUUAGUGGUUUGAUGCCGGAGGUGCUGACAUUUCAACAAAGGAAGAGGUUCCUGCAUGAUGUGGGUAUGUAUUUUUUGGAUAAAUAUUAUAUGUACAGGAAGUACACAUUGGUUGCAAUGGACUAUGUUUCCAAAUGGGUUAAGGCAGUUGAUUUACUUGAGAAUGGUGGCAAGAGUGUUGCUGGUUUUCUAAAGAAGAAUAUCUCAAGGUUCGGCACAUCCAAAGCUAUCAUUAGUGAUGGUGGUUCCCAUUUCUGCAACAAGGUUUCAGUGCACUUUUGA